Messenger RNA from Drosophila guanche, 486 nucleotides. RefSeq lists its product as uncharacterized. NCBI's taxonomy places the organism in Eukaryota, Metazoa, Arthropoda, Insecta, Diptera, Drosophilidae. The transcript is spliced from 2 exons. The coding region runs from base 164 to 463 and encodes 99 amino acids. The record is from RefSeq and is a predicted model, not a curated record.
CCAGAGCAUCCCUCUACGAGGCAGCUGUGGCGGGACAAAAGGCAGCUGCAGCUGCAGCUGCAGUUACAGGGCCUGCUUAUGGCCUGUCGGAUUGAGGCCCUACCUGAAGAAGGGCUCUGCUGCAGCCGUGCGUGUUCAGUUCGAGUCGAUACCUUGCCGAAAGAUGCCACAUUUGCAGCGACUGGAACCGUAUUUGCCGCCAAGCUGGGCCAGGCAUCCCAUCCGCCUCGCAAGAAGGCUCUGGCGCCGCUGCACCCAACUGUCGCGUAGUCCAAAGUUCCAGCGAUACGUGAGUCUGUGCGGCAUUACAUUGGUGGAGAGGAGAUCGGAGCACGUUCAGCGCAUGACAGCAUUUGGCUGCAAACGUUCUGUGAUUCCACCAAAAAUGCGCAGCAAUUCGGAAUUUGUUGCUGCUGCUGCUGCUCUCUGCGGAUUUGGCUACUCAGGGAGUCGCCGCACGUAGACAGAGGGGUUGAUGGAUGCCAA